Pseudophryne corroboree (corroboree frog) is the source of this 1682-nucleotide messenger RNA. RefSeq names its product sirtuin 7 (gene SIRT7). The transcript has 10 exons. The coding region runs from base 234 to 1544 and encodes 436 amino acids. Gene Ontology annotation, molecular function: histone H3K18 deacetylase activity, NAD-dependent; NAD+ binding. Lineage: Eukaryota; Metazoa; Chordata; Amphibia; Anura; Myobatrachidae. The record is from RefSeq and is a predicted model, not a curated record. Gene Ontology annotation, cellular component: chromatin; nucleus.
GGGAGGUAUGGUAACAUAUGGCUGGUGAAGCGGAGUGAGCCCCCAGGUUGGAAGCAUGGGAAGUGAAGCAAGCCCGCGAAGGUACAAAAUGCAAAACAACAAGAAAAUACUUAAAACUUAACCAGAUUUGGGACAAAAAAAAGUUAAAGGGCAUAAAAGCACUUCAACCCUCACUGUCACGUCACGUUACGCCCGGGUCCUUACGGCGAAGGGGAACUAAGCUGAACACAACCAUGAAAUAUCAGAGUCGGAAACGUGUUGUGCGGCGGGUAUCACGUGACUGCCCAUAUGGUCGUCACUUCCUGUGCCGCUACCUCGCGGAAGCGGAAGUCGUUCUCAGUCACAAGAAAGUUGCCGGUACAAUGGGACGUGCGGAACGGAAAGCGGAAGCCCGAGAAGAAAUUGUGCGGCGUGAGCAGCACCGGGAGCGGCGGAGACAGAUUUCGCGGAUACUGUACAAGCCCGCAGCUGAGCGGAGUCCCGGGGAGCGGGGGCUGCUGGAGAGCUGUGCGGAGCUGGUGCAGGAGCUGGAGAAGCAGCGGCAGCGGAGGGAGCGGCUGCGCUACCGGGAGCAGGAGGUUGUGGAUGCAGCUGGAUUACUUCAAGAGAAAGUUCUAGAGUUGGCUGAAGCUGUGCGUGGAGCAAAGAAUAUGGUGAUCUACACUGGAGCCGGGAUCAGCACGGCAGCUGCUAUCCCAGACUAUCGGGGACCAAGUGGUGUAUGGACUCUUCUGAAUAAAGGCAGAAGUGUGAGUACCGGAGAUCUGAGUGAAGCUCAGCCAACGUUCACGCAUAUGUGCAUUGCACAGCUACAUCGAGCAGGGCUGGUGAAACAUGUAGUAUCACAGAACUGUGAUGGACUCCACCUUCGGAGUGGUUUACCCCGAGAAGUCACUUCUGAGGUUCAUGGAAAUAUGUACAUUGAGGUUUGCACUUCCUGUUCUCUACACAGAGAGUAUGUGCGAUUAUUUGAUGUGACGGAACGCACAGCUCUUCAUAAACACAACACUGGACGUUACUGCCAUAAGUGUGGCGGAGAACUGAGAGACUCGAUUGUUCACUUCGGAGAGCGGGGAAAGUUGACACAACCACUGAACUGGUCAGGGGCAGUUAAGGCUGUUGAGAAGGCUGAUGUAAUUCUCUGUCUUGGCUCCAGCCUGAAGGUCCUAAAGAAAUAUCACUGUCUGUGGGCCAUGAGUAAACCUAGUACUCGGCGUCCCAAACUUUAUAUUGUGAAUUUGCAGUGGACACCGAAAGAUGCAAUUGCUAACCUAAAGAUUAAUGGGAAAUGUGAUGAUGUCAUGCACCUUCUGAUGGAGGAGCUUCGGUUGGACGUUACCAAAUAUGACAGAUCUCAGGACCCAAUUUUCUCUAUGGCUGUACCCCUGCGUCCUGGAGAAGAAGGUAGUCACACUCGAAAACCCAUCCAGGCCGUGGAGAUUCACCCUGUGCCCCCAGAGCAGACUAUGCCAGUCUCAGAAGAGCCUCUCAGUGGCGGCUGGUUUGGGAGAGGAUACACCAAAGGAAGAAAAUCAAAAAGAUAGCGAUGUAGUUUUUAUUAUCCCACUGGCUCUGAAUAGGUGUAACAUUGCACAAUCCCACUGAGCCAUGCUGUUUGCACAGUGUCAUAUUUUUGUUUUUGUUUUUAAUUUUUAUUUUUUUAAUAAAAAUGUUUUAUUAGA